GAUUUUAUUGAAAUAAAAAGAAGAAAAUUACUCAAUUUUCAUUGAAAAGAGAAACGGCGUUUAAAGCGGGGUUAAAUCUGGAGACUGAAAGAAGAGGAACCCCAACCCAUUCCCCAACACAGACCAAUCUCUCUCUCUCUCUCUCUACUGACAUACUUCUCUUCUUCUCUCUCUCUCUCUCUCAUUCAUACAAUUUCUCCAACUCAUCUCUCGCUGUCAAAAUCCACACGCACUUCAUCCCUUUCCACACUCUAAAACUUCAAAAACCUUAAUUCAUUCAAUUUAUUUGUGUAUUCAAAUCCUUCAUUUUUUUCUGGGUAUAAUCUCAUUUAUAGUUUCUAGUAUCACUGGCCGGCCAUGGCGAUUGCUGCCGCAGCCGUCAUCGUGCCAUUGGGAUUGCUCUUUCUCGUCUCUGGCCUUAUUGUCAAUGUCAUUCAGGCAAUUUGCUUUGUACUCAUCCGGCCUUUGUUCAAGAAUACAUACCGACGGAUCAAUAGAGUGGUAGCAGAGCUGUUGUGGCUGGAGCUUGUAUGGCUUAUUGAUUGGUGGGCAGGUGUUAAGAUCCAAGUAUACACAGAUCGGGAAACUUUUCAAUCAAUGGGUAAAGAACAUGCUCUUGUAAUAUGCAAUCACAGAAGUGAUAUUGAUUGGCUUGUUGGAUGGGUUUUGGCGCAGCGAUCGGGUUGCCUUGGGAGCACAUUAGCAGUCAUGAAGAAAUCGUCAAAAUUUCUACCGGUGAUAGGUUGGUCAAUGUGGUUCUCUGAAUACCUUUUUCUGGAAAGAAGCUGGGCACAGGAUGAAGCCACAUUAAAGUCAGGAAUUCGACGGUUAAAGGACUAUCCCCUGCCCUUCUGGUUGGCUCUUUUUGUCGAGGGGACACGCUUCACUCAGGCAAAACUUUUAGCCGCCCAGGAAUAUGCUAUCUCAAGAGGCCUGCCUGUCCCUAGAAAUGUUCUGAUUCCUCGUACCAAGGGCUUUGUUUCUGCUGUAAGUCACAUGCGCUCGUUUGUUCCAGCUGUUUAUGACGUAACAGUUGCCAUUCCCAAAACAUCUCCUCCACCUACAAUGUUAAGACUUUUCAAGGGGCAACCAUCUGUGGUGCAUGUGCACAUCAAGAGGCAUGUGAUGAAGGAUUUGCCUGAAAGUGAUGAAGCUGUUGCACAAUGGUGCAAAGACAUAUUCAUUGCCAAGGAUUCUUUAUUGGAUAAACAUAAAGCUGAGGACACUUUUGCUGGUCAAGAAUUGCAAGACACCGGUCGACCAAAAAAAUCUCUUGUGGUGGUUGUAUCUUGGGCAUGUCUCCUUGCAUUCGGGGCUUUGAAGUUCCUCCAAUGGUCUUCAUUCUUAUCCUCAUGGAAGGGCAUUGCACUCUCAGCUUUCCUUUUGGGGUUAGUUACCAUCCUUAUGCAAUUCUUGAUUCUCUUCUCUCAGUCCGAACGUUCAACCCCUGCCAAGGUGGCUCCAACAAAGAACAAGAACGACGGAGAGCCUUCUGAAUCUGCAAAACAAGAUAAACAGAACUAAAUCACCGCUCCGAUCCCCUCCCGACAUUCCUUCUGUAACAGAAAGGUUCAAAUUUUAAGGUCAUGAUAUGAAACUUGGUAUAGCAUGUAACCCUCUCAUGUAUGUUUGUCAAAGGCCUUCUUACCCUAGUGUGAUCUCAUUCUUAAAAAUUAUUUUCCUUAAAUAUUAUAUUAUGCUUCUCCCCCCUUUUUUUUGUACAACAUAGACAUAGUGGGUAUGCAUACUUUCUUUGCUCUGGUUGAUUAGGUUAAAUUUUAUAGACUCUUUAAAGGGUACUGUAGAAUUAUUUACUGAAUUAGCAUUUUAGGGCUGGAAAAGCCACACCUGCAGCAAUUCUUAUGUAUUUCAUUUUCAGGUUGAAAGAGUAUUAUAGGUGAAAAAUGGACUACUUAAACUUA
Molecule: messenger RNA, 1922 nt
Organism: Cannabis sativa
Lineage: Eukaryota; Viridiplantae; Streptophyta; Magnoliopsida; Rosales; Cannabaceae
Product: 1-acyl-sn-glycerol-3-phosphate acyltransferase 2
Exons: 11
Coding region: 358-1524 (388 amino acids)
Cellular component (GO): endomembrane system
Molecular function (GO): 1-acylglycerol-3-phosphate O-acyltransferase activity
Source: RefSeq, a predicted model, not a curated record